Molecule: messenger RNA, 732 nt
Organism: Vanderwaltozyma polyspora DSM 70294
Lineage: Eukaryota; Fungi; Ascomycota; Saccharomycetes; Saccharomycetales; Saccharomycetaceae
Gene: AIM36
Product: Aim36p
Exons: 1
Coding region: 1-732 (243 amino acids)
Source: RefSeq, a predicted model, not a curated record
AUGUUGAAAAUUGGUAGAAACCUGGGAAUUAGAGCUGGUUCGAUAUCAAGAACAAGGCUAUUGACGAUGAGCAAUAAGCUGAUGCUAGGUUCAAGCUGUUUGAGUAGGAGAGCAUAUAGUGCUGGUUCUAGUUCUAGUAAUAAUGAGAUUCCUGGGUUUGGAAAAAUUGCAUUGGUUGGUGUUAUCGGGACGUAUAUUUUUUAUAAAGCUGCACAAUCCAUUGAUAGGAAUAAGCCAAAGGAAUAUGUCAGUGAAGAUGAGUAUAACAAUGUCAUGAGUGGGUUGAAGAGACGUGUUAGCAUUUUCAAGCCUGAUGAGGUAGAGAUCCAUUUGUCUCCGAUUAAAGAUGUAACCAAGGUGAAGAGAUUGUUUAGGGAUGAUAAACAGAUGAUUUAUAUUGACCCUGCCAAGCUGGCGGAACAGGUCAGACAAGAUCCUGAAGAUCCAUACGAACCAUUGCUUGAGGAACUGGUCAAAAAACAUGGUACAGAGGCUUAUUAUGACCAUUUACCAUUUGGGAUGGCAGCUAUGUUGACGGGAAGAUACAUGAAGGAAAACUGUAAAGCCGGAGAUCGUAUUGUAGUCUAUAAUUUCCCAUUGAAUAUUCAAGAAGCAAUCAAAUUUGAAAAUGAAAUCAGUAUAUUGAAGGACAUCGUGGUUUAUAAAGACGAUCAAUCAAUUGACGGUGUGGUAUCUUAUUACAAGACAGUUAAAAAGGUCCAAGAAAUCUAG